Messenger RNA from Cicer arietinum (chickpea), 1873 nucleotides. Its product is annotated as tubby-like F-box protein 3. The record is from RefSeq and is a predicted model, not a curated record. Lineage: Eukaryota; Viridiplantae; Streptophyta; Magnoliopsida; Fabales; Fabaceae. Gene Ontology annotation, molecular function: protein binding.
GAUUGGCACGAAAAGAAACCCAUUGGAUAAGUCCGAAGCAGCCCAAUUCCACAGCCUCCCCUUACGAAUCCCAUUUUCUUCGCUACCCAUUUCAGUUUCUUACUUUACUUUCUCUUCUCUCUGCUUCAUCUUCAUCUUCAUCAUCAUCAUCAUCAUCAUUCAUGCGUUUCUCUUCCAACUUCCCGGUUUGUUUACUUUAUUUUACAUUCUUUCCAUUUUUUCCGCUGAAUUCGCCCUAAUGUAACUUCAAUUUUCCGCAUGCAACUCCUAGUGCUCAGUUUCUUCCACAAAAGCUAAAUUUUCUGUUAAAUAUUCAAUCUUUAUUAUCUACUAGCUAAUGGUUUUGAAUAAUUGUGUGUAAUUUAGUAGAAUUGGGUAGGGUAGGGUAGGGUAGGGUAGGGUUGGGGGUUGAAGAUGUCGUUUAGGAAUAUGAUUCUGGAUAGGAAGGGAUUUGAGGUGAAAUUUGGGUAUGGUAUGAGAUCAAGGUCACAGUCACACUGUGAUGUUAAUGUUACCGAUAGUUCUUUGGUGGUUGAUGGUUUGAAGCAGAGUUGUUGGGCUAAUAUGCCUCCUGAGCUUUUGAGAGAUGUGCUUUUGAGAAUUGAAGCAUCAGAGGAUACUUGGCCUGCUCGGAAACAUGUUGUUGCGUGUGCCGGUGUUUGCCGGAGUUGGAGAGAAAUUAUGAAGGAAAUUGUUAAACCUCCUCAAACAUCAUGCAAGUUGACAUUCCCUAUCUCAUUGAAGCAGCCUGGUCCAAGGGAUUCUCUCAUUCAGUGCUAUAUCAAACGAAAUCGGAGUAACCAAACAUAUUAUCUUUUUCUCAGUUUGAACCAAGCCUCAACUGAUGACGGCAAGUUCCUUCUUGCUGCACGCAAGUGCCGACGUGCAACCCACACUGACUACAUCAUUUCUUUGAACUACGAUGAUGUAUCGAGAGGGAGUAGCACCUAUAUUGGGAAGUUGAGAUCAAAUUUUCUGGGCACCAAGUUUACAGUGUAUGAUGCACACCCUCCAAUUUUUGGAGCUAAAGUUGCAAAGUCUCGUACCACCAGACUAGUUAGUCUCAAGCAAGUGUCUCCAAGAGUUCCUGCUCUCAACUAUCCCAUUGUGCAUGUCUCAUACGAUUUGAAUGUUUUGGGCUCUAGGGGUCCUCGAAUAAUGCAAUGCGUUAUGGAUUCCAUCCCUGCCUCAGCUGUUGAACCUGGAGGCGUGGCCCCAACACAGACUCGAUUUCUUCAUAGCAGAAUUGAUACUUCUCCGUCUAUCCCAUUCUUCAGAUCAAAAUCAACCCGCACAGAGAAUCUCCAACCAGUUCCUUCGAGUCCUAGUCAAAACGACGGAAUGCUGGUGUUAAGAAACAAGGCUCCUAGGUGGCAUGAACAACUCCAAUGCUGGUGUUUGAACUUCAAUGGACGUGUGACAGUUGCUUCAGUUAAAAAUUUCCAGCUGGUUGCUUCUCCUAAAAACGGAGUUUCUGAGCAGGCUCAGGAAAAUGUUAUUCUGCAGUUUGGAAAAGUUGGAAAGGAUGUAUUCACCAUGGAUUACCAGUAUCCAAUCUCUGCCUUUGAAGCAUUUGCAAUAUGCCUUAGCAGCUUUGACACCAAGAUUGCUUGUGAAUGAUUGCUGGAAUCAAUAGACAGGUGUUAGCUGGUUGGAAUUGCGCACAUAGUAUUGCAGGUCUGAUAUAGACAAUGUAUUCUGUAUUUGUAUAUAUGGUUGUUGUUACUUCUAUGUGUGUGCAUUAUUAUAUUUAACAAACAUGGAAUUUAUGUUGUAUUUUUUGUGUGUUAGUUUGUAAACCAACUCUUGUUUCGGCCAUGAGCUUGUAGUCGACGACCUUUAGAAUGCAAUUGGUUUGUGUGCUUUUCAGUCA